AGUAACUGGUACAUGCGUGCUUGUUCAUCGACAUGCAGCCUUUUUAUUUUUAUUACUCAGUAGCCGUGUUAUAUUUUAUUCACAAUGGAAGCUCACAAGAAGUCCAAAGCUGUUUUUCGUCUGAAUGGUUGACGUCAGUGAAAAUGUCUAUGAAGAUAGCUAAAGCAGGAUUUCACAGAACUCCAAUACAGUAUUCAGUAUGGAAAAGUGAUCAUGAUGUCAAAGCUUUAUUAGUUCAAAAGCUGCCAAGUGGAGUUUACAUGGAUGAAUAUCAACUGGCAAAUAUGAGAGAGGACACAGGAUUGGAGGUUCUUCUUGAUUCAAAAGUGGACCUGGAAGCUCCAGAAUAUUUGUCCACUGAGUUUACAGCAUUCAUUUUUCUUUCUGCAUCGGAGGAUUCUGGACAACAUGCAGCCACGGUUCCCGUUCAUGCACGCUAUCACAGACCCUCAGACUCAGGUCAUGUACGGGUGAAAGUGGACAUCGAGUCACCCAGGCUGUUAAUUAGAUCAGAUCAAUGCAAGAUUCCGCCUCCCGGCUCAUCUCAUGUGGUCGUUGAUGCUCCCUGUACGCUCAGUAACGUCAGCGUGUGUUCAUGGUUGAAGAUUCUAGAUUUAAAGGAAACAGGACCUGUGAGCCUGGAGAUUCCAGUUGGAGAUGCCACACAAACCGUCACCGUCUGUGUCGUCACUGUUUUAGUGACCCUGCUGAGCUGUAGUUUGAUCCUGCGAGCCAUGUGGAAGCACAGCACCUAUAAUCAUUCCAAAAAGACAACGUAAACAAAAACAUUGAGUUUUUGUAUUUAACGAUGAACAUAAUUGAGCAAGUUCGAUUUAUUUAAGGUACAACUUUACCAUUAUACCACUGUCGAUAAUUUAUUCUUUAUACAGGAAAAUGUGUUUUUGUAAAUAUAAUAGAAUUUAUUAAACAAGUUACGAAAAUAUUA
This is a messenger RNA of Triplophysa dalaica, 946 nucleotides long. RefSeq names its product phosphatidylinositol glycan anchor biosynthesis, class X (gene pigx). Gene Ontology annotation, biological process: GPI anchor biosynthetic process. The record is from RefSeq and is a predicted model, not a curated record. Gene Ontology annotation, cellular component: endoplasmic reticulum membrane. The transcript has 6 exons. The coding region runs from base 33 to 779 and encodes 248 amino acids. Lineage: Eukaryota; Metazoa; Chordata; Actinopteri; Cypriniformes; Nemacheilidae.